Messenger RNA from Pistacia vera, 1070 nucleotides. Its product is annotated as serine/threonine-protein kinase BSK6-like. Gene Ontology annotation, biological process: protein phosphorylation; brassinosteroid mediated signaling pathway. Lineage: Eukaryota; Viridiplantae; Streptophyta; Magnoliopsida; Sapindales; Anacardiaceae. The record is from RefSeq and is a predicted model, not a curated record. The annotation marks the transcript as partial. Gene Ontology annotation, molecular function: ATP binding; protein kinase activity. The transcript is spliced from 7 exons.
CCAAAAAUUGCAACUUCGUUUUAUUUAAGCGAAAACGCACAGUUGUUUUCAGUUUCACUUCAGUUGCAAUGUACACCGUCUGAUCAUUUUUUACUCCCUGCUCCUACAUACCGUCUGAUCGGUAUCCAAUGGGAGCUCGCUGCUCUAAGUUCUCUCUCUGUUGGUUCCAUUCUCACCUCAAGCACGGAGUGCUUGAAUCUUCCGAUCUCGAUAAUAACGGCAACUCAUGGCCGAGUUUCACUGACUUCAGUUUGGAGCAACUGAAAGCCGCCACGGCUGGUUUUUCUCCCGAUAACAUAAUAUCGGAACACGGUGAAAAGGCUCCUAACGUUGUGUACAAAGGAAAGCUGGACAAUGACCGUUGGAUCGCCGUUAAGCGGUUCAACAAGCUGGCCUGGCCCGAUUCUCGCCAAUUCCUCGAGGAGGCGAGGUCGGUGGGGAAUUUAAGGAGCGAAAGAUUGGCGAAUCUGAUUGGUUGUUGCUAUGAAGGCGAUGAGAGAUUGCUGGUUGCGGAGUUUAUGCCGAAUGAUACUCUUGCAAAACAUCUCUUUCACUGGGAGACCGAGCCCAUGAAAUGGGCUAUGAGGUUGAGGGUGGCACUGUAUUUGGCCCAAGCUCUGGAAUAUUGCGGCAGCAAAGGAAGGGCACUGUACCAUGAUCUCAAUGCCUACAGGAUUUUGUUUGAUAAGGAUGGUAACCCCCGGCUUUCUUGCUUUGGCCUCAUGAAAAAUAGCAGAGAUGGCAGAAGUUACAGCACAAACUUGGCUUUCACCCCUCCAGAGUACUUGAGAACAGGCAGAGUGACACCAGAAAGUGUAGUGUACAGCUUUGGCACCUUGUUACUAGAUCUUCUAAGUGGCAAACAUAUUCCCCCUAGCCAUGCACUUGACUUGAUUCGUGGGAAGAAUUUCCUAAUGUUAAUGGACUCAGCUUUGGAGGGCCAUUGUUCAAAUGAUGAUGGAACUGAAUUAAUGCGGUUAGCUUCUCGUUGUCUGCAGUAUGAAGCUCGAGAGAGGCCAAAUGUAAAGUCUCUUGUCACCGCUCUCAUGUCACUCCAGAAAGAAGCAGAG